This is a messenger RNA of Condylostylus longicornis, 760 nucleotides long. RefSeq names its product arylalkylamine N-acetyltransferase 1 (gene AANATL7). The record is from RefSeq and is a predicted model, not a curated record. NCBI's taxonomy places the organism in Eukaryota, Metazoa, Arthropoda, Insecta, Diptera, Dolichopodidae. Gene Ontology annotation, molecular function: N-acetyltransferase activity. The transcript is spliced from 4 exons. Bases 75 to 713 code for a protein of 212 amino acids.
AGAUAUCAAAAGCAAAUUUUAACAACUUAUAGGCCAAUUAAAAUUCGGAAUUUAAAUAAAAAAGACCGUUUAUAAUGGAUUAUAAAUUAAUAACACCUGAGUAUUAUGAAGAAGUUAUAAAACAUUUGAGAAAUACAUUUUUCUCUGAUGAACCAUUAAAUAAAGCAGCUAAUUUAUGUGAAAAAGGUGAAGGAAAUCCAGAUUUGGAAUUACAUAGUUAUAAAACAUUGGAAGAUAAUUUAAGUAUUAUGGCAAUAACGGAAGAUGAUGAAAUUGCUGGAGUAAUUUUAAAUGGAUUAGUAAGAGCAGAUCAAAAUGCUUGUCAAAAAAAAUUGGAUUUAUCAAGUGAUGAAAAUUUUAAAAAAAUUUUCAAUUUAUUAAAUUACAUUAAUUCCAAAGUGAAUUUUUUUGAUAUAUUCAAUAUUGAUAAAUUGUUUGAUAUCAGAAUUUUAUCAGUUGAUUCAAAAUAUCGAGGUCGUGGUAUAGCAAAGAAUUUAAUUGAACAUAGUAUUAAAAUAGCAAAAGAAUUUAAUUUUGAGAUAAUUAAAGCUGAUGCAACCGGAAUGUUUUCACAAAAACUUUUAAGAUCACAUGGAUUUGAUAUUAUGACCGAAUUAUAUUAUGAUAAAUAUGUUGAUGAAUUUGGUAAACCUAUUUUAAAAGUUGAAUCACCGCACAUUAAAUUGCAAUUACUUUAUAAAAAAAUUGCUUAAAUAUAAAUUAUAAAUAAUAAAACGAAUAAAUAAACCAACAAUAAUGU